Poeciliopsis prolifica (blackstripe livebearer) is the source of this 4624-nucleotide messenger RNA. It is a transcript of the gene syndig1l, whose product is annotated as synapse differentiation inducing 1-like. The coding region runs from base 445 to 1266 and encodes 273 amino acids. Gene Ontology annotation, cellular component: membrane; intracellular membrane-bounded organelle. NCBI's taxonomy places the organism in Eukaryota, Metazoa, Chordata, Actinopteri, Cyprinodontiformes, Poeciliidae. The record is from RefSeq and is a predicted model, not a curated record. The transcript is spliced from 4 exons.
CUCUCUCUCUCCCUCUUUUUGUUCCGAGGGUUGUUCUAAGUUUCAGAAGAGACAGAUAUCUAGCGAGAGGUCGGGUUUACUGUGGAGAGCGCCUCAUCUUUGCUGAAGGAGCUCUUUCUUCCCCCCCUCCCCUGAAGUCGGAAGAGCGGUUUCGCCCGGAAUGAUGGGCUAUUUCUUUAAAUGAUAAAGUCUGAGAAAUGUCUCUUUCUGUGGAGGACAACGCCAGCUCCGCUGCCAUAAUGCACGGGCAAAAACAAGCGAAUGCUUCCGUCCUCAUGACAACAUCUGGAGCCGCCAGGACCCAAAGAUCUCAGAGUGCCUAAUGCCAUUAAUGUCUAUUUGGCAUUAACACCCACAACUAAGGAGUCUGUCCCUCCCACAACUCUUCCGUCUCAAUCCUGGUGCUGAGAAGGUUAGUUCUCUCGCAUUUUGAUCCCAGUUCCAAUGGAGAACCUCAGCGAACUGCAGAACCCGUUGCUGGACAAAAACAGUAAGCACAUGGUCAAUGGUUACGGAGGAGAAUUCCCCAAUAACCAGUACCAAGAAAACAUUAUUAAUUACUUUGCUGGAGGAGGAGGAGGAGGUCCAGGUGGAGGUGAGGGCGGUGAAGGAGGAGGAAAGGUAAAUAACGGGAAUGUAGUCAGUGGAGGAAGUCACAGCACCAAUGGGAAGGUGAAGUCGCAGCAGUUUCUGGAUGCCGCCUCUCUGCAUCUGGCGGUGGAGGCUUUCUACAGGCCUAACUUCAUCUUGUACAAGGAGGACAGUGGAAGCAUCAAAGCUAAGGAAUACAAAAGUGAGUGCUGUGAGACCACCUUUACUGAGAAGAAGGCAAAGGAGGUCUCCAACACAGCGGGAGGGGACACGCCCGGCACAGAGGACCCUCAAUCCAAGCUGCUUGAAGAUGGAGAACAUGUAAAGAUUCAAACCGUUUCGUACGAGGUGGAGGAGGAGGAAUAUGUGGAGUAUGAGACGGACUGCUCCAGUGACAGUGAGAGCGAAGAUAACUUCAUAGUUGUCCCACCACGAGACCACCUUGGCCUGGCUAUCUUCUCCAUGCUCUGCUGUUUCUGGCCUUUGGGGAUAGCAGCCUUUUACUUCUCACAGGGGACCACCAAGGCGGUGAACAAAGGAGACUUCUCACUGGCCAACAUCGCCUCCCGGAGGGCUUUGUUCCUCGCUGCCCUAGCCAUCACUAUAGGCACCGGUGUUUAUGUAGGAGUGGUGGUAGCUCUCAUUGCCUACCUCUCUAAACCAGGACACAUAUAGCAGAAGCACCCUGUUUUCCAUCUCCUGGGAGCCUGGGAAAAGAACAAACCCCCUCUGGGGAGACAGAGUUGCACCUGCAGACUUUGAGAAAACUUUUAUGUGGAUGUACAGUUUUUUUCUGUCUUUUCUUUUCCAUCCACCUUCCUCUCUUUUCUGCCUUCUCCUACAAAAGACCAUCUGGUGUCCAGGACAAGCCACAUUGACUAGAGACAGACUAAGCUUCAGGGGAACGAUGGGGGCACACAGGAAAAAAGGGAACUUUGACUUAUUUGGCUGUUUUUAUCUCCACAGAUGUGAUGACAAAGUUUCUUUCGGUUGACUUGGUCCUUGUUGUCUUUGACUGGAUUUUAUCUCCCCAGGUUCCUAUACUGAGCUCCAAAGGAGAAAACAGAGAAUAUCAUUCAGAAAUCAAGUAACUGACUAUCAUCGUUAAAGACGCUAAGAAAUAAUAUGCUCAUUUAAACCAACUCUGCAUUUAUUACAGCUAAUGUUAUAUCUCAAAUUUCUUUGGGCAGACUUGUCUUGCAGAAAUGCCAGCUAUGAAUGCACCUUCGUCUUUGACUCAUCAGCUUGAACUAUUGGCAUUUGUACUGGACUGACUUCCUCACAAACUAGGAAUAAGAUUAAGAAUAAAUGCAUCCAAUGUCCAGAUAAUGUUAAGAAAGAUCCUAUAAUUUUUUUUCUCCUUUUGUCCUGUCGCAACACAAACGUCAUUGUAAUUUGUUGUUAUUUUCUGUGUAGACCAACACAAAGAAUUGUAUUUUGUAUCAACUGAACUGUUUUAUGCAAUAACCUUUUGAAUUGAGGACUGACUGCAUGGUUGAGAAUUCAGGACAGAAGGCACAAAAAUCCUCUAAAUUUUAGAAUGUUUCUUAGAACGUCCCAAAAACAUGUUUGUCAGGUUGCAUAAUCACAAUGCUGUCCAACAGCAUUGUGAUUAUGCAGGUAGCAUAAUCACAAUGCUCCAGUCUCCACUGAGAGACUGGAGAUGUCCACUCCAGUCUCUGAGUGUACUGGGGCAGAUGCCCAGUCUCUGAGUGAACAUCUGCCCCUGUCCACUGGGGCAGAUGUAUCAGUCUCUGUAUCAGACUCAAAACUCUUGAGACUGAUACACCAGUCCCAAGAGUUUUGGUGUAUUUAGCUUUUCCCCAGAGUACGAUGCUAUCACCGCUGUUCAAGGUGAGAAUGGCAUGUUCAGAGUGUUUUGCAAUGCUAGUUUUCUGCCAACAUGAUUAAAUACGCUCUCCUCUGGCCAGAGGACCUUCUAACACACGUGUGCUGUUAUCCUACGUAGCUCUUGGCAAACUGCUAAUGGGAAAAUAUAUGACUUUUUCUUGUCUCUUUUACACAGUGAAUGGAUUUCUAGAGUGGGGUGCACAGUUAAUAGUUGUCUUCUUUACAGAAAACAACACCUGGCUUAUGGACCUCUGAAGCUUCUGCAUAGGGCUCUUGGAGGACAGCAAUGGCUAUUUAGUUGUGCUAUACUCUACAUGUUUGGAUGAGUGAAAAAAAAUACCAUGGCCAAUGUUGAAAACAUGGGAGUUUGUCUGAAAAGCUACCCCUACUUUUGUCUGUAGAUGCUGCUAAUUUUCUAGAGUUCACAGAGCAGUCGCAGGCAAAAGGUUGUACUAGUUUUUAUUUAUGUACAUCACAGGAAAAGGUACUGAUCUAGACCACUCACAGAAUUUUAUUUGUAAGAAAAAACAUGUAUCGUUUCCUUUUUACUUUAUUCGUAUGUGCUAAUUUACGUUGGUCAUACAAAAUCCCAGUAAAACACAAUAAUGUAUGUGUUUUGUGAAAUGACAAAAUGUAAAAAUGCAAGAUGGCUCCUCCUUCAAGAGACUGUACAGAAGAAGAUGUUGAUAGAGGCUUUCUUCUCUUCAAAGUGUUAAAUUGACAUAAGUCACAAAAAUACAUAUCGGUGCCUCAGUCCUGUGUGUUUCCACAGAGAAAGUGUCCAAACGCCACAUUCACACCUGAUGGAAGACAAACUCUUGGCGUCCCCUGUUGUUAUAAAGAGGUCCUCACUAAUCUCACUUUAAAGAAUGUCAGAAGCACAUAUUUGAGUUCUCCAGAUGGUCUCUAGGGACCAAAAUAAAAUAUUUAAAAUAAACCCUUGCCCAUCCACAGGAAGGUAAUAAAUCAUGUAGAUAAUAUCAUUUAAAAGAAUGCCUUACAUAUUUUUCAUGAAUAAAUAGAAAAAUGCCAUCUGACAGCUUUGAAUUUUGCUCUAAUCUGUUAUUCAGUGCAUGAGUCCUGCCAUACCGGCAGUAUACUGCAAUGCAUGAUUGGUUGGACAGUAUAACUUGUUUUUCUAUGUCAAAUAAAAGUUCAAGCUGCUGUAAAACAGACCACACUUUGCACAACUCUUGAAUCUAAAUUCCACUCUUCAGCUAGUAACAAAAAAUAAAUUAAAAAAAUCUUAAAACAUAGUUUUAUGCCUUUAAUGAGUGAGAUCUUAUUGAAGGCUUCAUCUUAGCUGACUUGAAUUGUUAUUCUCUGGCAUUUCAACUGACUCUUGUGCGCUGAAGGUUAGAAACCAGACAUACUUUUGAGCAGUGAAGUCUUAGGAAGUUAGAUGUUACAUUUUCUGCACAGGUACUGCAUUCUUUGCUCUGGACAAUUAGGCUACAAAACGAGCUUUGCGGUGUAUUCCCCAGAGAACAACCUUGAAAUAACACAGCCACAUUAAUUUCACUAAUAAGCUACGUUUGGUUUUGCUUGUUGCUGUAAAAACCUUUGCAAAGGUAAAGAGUUGUUUUCUUUAAAUGAAAGCCAGUUUUGAGUUGCCUUUUUAUGAAAGCCAGACACAGAUUUACAGCGUAAUGCAGACUGAUUGUAACGGUUUAUUUUUCGAAACUUGUCUGAGUUUUUCUGAUCUGAAUAGGCUGGCUUCAUCGGCUCUUAAAGCCAAAACCCAACUGGACCACAGGUCACCACAGAAACUCUGGGUCUACAGGUUUCAGUGAACACACGCGUCAUCCUCAUCAGUGAAGUUAUCGCGAAAGACAUUUUCCUCCUUUCUGCAGAAACGCAUUUACAUGCAUUCACUCAUUGAGCGUGUCUUUCAAACCUGUUUUGUUUUCUGACCUAGUUCUGUACAGUAUGUCAAAACGGUUUGUGAACUUUUCUGCUGCUGCUUUUAUUUCUUGUCCAGCGAUAACCUGAGUCCACGCAACAAAUGCGAUUCUUAAUGCCGGGGUGACAGACGUCUGUUUGUGUUGUGCACAUUUAUGUUUUUGAGUUCUUUCUUUCUAUUUUUGUGUGACUGCAUCGUGUAAAUAGUGUAAAUAAGAUGCAAAAGCAUUCUCAAAUGUACUGGAAAAAUAAACCUGAACAGAUGUGUGUCUUCUUAAAA